Penicillium oxalicum is the source of this 1521-nucleotide messenger RNA. Its product is annotated as alpha-L-arabinofuranosidase B. Gene Ontology annotation, biological process: pectin catabolic process; L-arabinose metabolic process; arabinan metabolic process. The coding region runs from base 1 to 1521 and encodes 506 amino acids. Gene Ontology annotation, molecular function: alpha-L-arabinofuranosidase activity. Lineage: Eukaryota; Fungi; Ascomycota; Eurotiomycetes; Eurotiales; Aspergillaceae. The record is from RefSeq and is a predicted model, not a curated record. The transcript has a single exon.
AUGCUCUCUCGAUGGAGUCGUGAGCAGGCCUGGGCUCUGGCCCUGGGCCUCGUGGCCAAUGGCUCUCUGGUGUUUGCUGGACCUUGCGAUAUCUAUUCUGCCGGUGGCACACCUUGCGUCGCCGCCCAUGGCACUACUCGUGCCCUGUAUAAUUCUUACUCUGGGCCCUUGUACCAGGUGAAACGAGGCUCAGAUGGUGCAACGACAAAUAUCGCUCCGCUGUCCGCUGGAGGUGUGGCGAACGCUGCGGCCCAAGACAAGUUCUGUGCCGGUACAACCUGUGUGAUCACGGUCAUUUAUGAUCAGUCCGGCCGUGGAAAUCAUCUCACACAGGCUCCCCCAGGCGCCUUCAAGGGGCCAGACACUAAUGGCUUCGACAAUUUGGCCAGUGCGAUUGGCGCGCCUGUGACCUUGAAUGGACAGAAGGCCUACGGUGUCUUUAUCUCACCAGGCACUGGUUAUCGAAACAACAACGCCAAGGGUACCGCUGUCGGUGAUCAGCCAGAGGGCAUGUAUGCAGUGCUCGACGGCACCCACUACAAUGGCGGCUGCUGCUUCGAUUAUGGUAAUGCUGAGGUUAGCAGCACCGACACCGGCAACGGCCACAUGGAAGCCAUUUACUUCGGUGACAAUACCGUGUGGGGAUCUGGAUCUGGAAACGGUCCGUGGGUGAUGGCUGAUCUUGAGAAUGGCCUAUUCUCGGGUAGAAACGUCAAGCAGAACACUGCCGAUCCAUCCAUCAACUAUCGCUUCCUGAGUUCCAUUGUCAAGGGAGCCCCGAACCAGUGGGCCAUCCGUGGUGGAAAUGCGGCAUCCGGUGCUCUGUCCACUUUCUACAGCGGUCCUCGCCCCAAUGCGUCGGGUUAUAACCCGAUGAGCAAAGAAGGUUCCAUCAUUCUCGGUAUUGGCGGUGACAACAGUGUUGGUGCCCAAGGUACUUUUUACGAGGGUGUCAUGACAUCCGGCUAUCCUUCCGAUGCCACCGAGAACUCGGUCCAGGCAAACAUUGUGGCUGCCAAAUACGCCGUGGCACCUCUUUCAACAGGUCCAUCCCUCAGCGUGGGUGCUUCAGUUUCACUCCGCGCGACUACCUCGUGCUGCACCACCAGGUACAUCGCCCACUCGGGUUCCACCAUCAACACCCAGCUCGUCUCUUCAUCUAGCUCCACGGCGUUGAAGCAGCAGGCUACUUGGAAGGUUCGCAGCGGUCUCGCCAACAGUGGCUGCUAUUCCUUCGAGUCCGUGGACACCCCCGGCAGCUUCAUUCGGCACUACAACUUUGCUCUCGUUCUCAACGCCAGCGACGGCUCAAAGCAAUUCAACGAAGACGCCACUUUUUGCACACAAUCCGGUCUGAAUGGACAAGGUGAUGCCCUUCGCUCGUGGGGUUAUCCUACUCGCUUCUUCCGCCACUACAACAAUGUGCUUUACAUUGCAAGCAACGGUGGCGUUCAUGAAUUUGAUGCCACCUCUUCAUUCAAUGACGACAUUAGCUGGGUGGUUGGUGCCGGAUUUGCUUGA